Saimiri boliviensis boliviensis (Bolivian squirrel monkey) is the source of this 2729-nucleotide messenger RNA. It is a transcript of the gene FKTN, whose product is annotated as fukutin. Lineage: Eukaryota; Metazoa; Chordata; Mammalia; Primates; Cebidae. The record is from RefSeq and is a predicted model, not a curated record. Gene Ontology annotation, cellular component: Golgi membrane.
GCGGCUGCCGCUGCUGCUGAGUGAGGUAAGGUGUGGGAGUCUCAGCUCCGUAGCUGGGGAUAGGUGGGCGCCUUCAAACAGGUGCCGCUGGUGGCUCGGGUGCCCUUACCGGGCAUCCUCCAGUAUUCUGGGCACCUGCCUACCCCAUGGCGGGGAGGCCGGCCACACGCUGAGCGCGCUCCGGGCUGCGUACUCCAGUCAGUUCACCAGCAUCGCGUGGUAGACUUCCACUUGGCCAGUGCUUCCCACACUUCUGGGCGUGUCAUCAGAAAACAAAAUUAUCUUCCUUUCCAAAUCCAGAAAGAUGAAAACAGCUGAGUUACUUUCAAAAGACAACCAAGUGAGCACCAUAGACUAAUGAGUAGAAUCAAUAAGAACGUGGUUUUGGCCCUUUUAACACUGACAAGUUCUGCAUUUCUGCUGUUUCAGUUGUACUACUACAAGCACUAUUUGUCAGCAAAGAAUGCAGCUGGUUUGUCAAAAUCCAAAGGAAGCCGAAUUGGAUUUGAUAGCAUACAGUGGCGUGCAGUUAAAAAAUUUAUUAUGCUAACAUCCAGCCAAAAUGUACCAGUGUUUCUUAUUGAUCCUUUGAUAUUGGAAUUGAUUAACAAGAACUUUGAACAAGUCAAAAAUACUUCUUAUGGCUCCACUUCAGAAUGCAAGUUUUUCUGUGUUCCAAGAGACUUUACUACAUUUGCACUGCAGUAUCACCUAAGGAAGAAUGAGGAAGGCUGGUUUCGGAUAGCUGAGAAUAUGGGAUUUCAGUGCAUAAAGAUUGAGAGCAAAGAUCCCCGCCUAGAUGGGAUAGACUCACUUUCUGGAACUGAAAUCCCCCUGCACUAUAUCUGCAGAUUGGCCACUCAUGCGAUCCACUUGGUAGUCUUUCAUGAUAGGAGUGGCAACUACCUCUGGCAUGGCCACUUGAGACUCAAAGAACACAUUGACAGGAAGUUUGUUCCCUUCCGAAAGUUACGGUUUGGUCGUUAUCCAGGAGCUUUUGACAGGCCAGAGUUACAGCAAGUUACUGUUGAUGGACUGGAAGUUCUCAUUCCAAAGGAUCCAAUGCACUUUGUAGAAGAAAUGCCACACUCUAGGUUUAUUGAGUGUAGGUAUAAAGAAGCUCGAGCAUUCUUUCAGCAGUACCUUGAUGAUAACACUGUGGAAGCCAUGGCCUUUCGGAAAAGUGCAAAGGAAUUACUACAGCUAGCAGCGAAAACAUUAAACAAAUUGGGAGUACCAUUCUGGCUGAGCAGUGGGACUUGUCUAGGAUGGUAUCGACAAUGCAACAUUAUUCCUUAUAGCAAAGAUGUCGACCUAGGAAUUUUUAUACAAGAUUACAAAUCUGAUAUUAUUUUAGCAUUUCAGGAUGCAGGACUUCCACUCAAACACAAAUUUGGGAAGGUAGAAGACAGCUUGGAGCUAUCCUUCCAGGGAAAGGAUGAUGUAAAACUUGACAUUUUUUUCUUCUAUGAAGAAACUGACCACAUGUGGAACGGAGGCACUCAGGCCAAAACAGGAAAAAAAUUCAAAUACCUGUUUCCCAAGUUUACACUUUGCUGGACUGAGUUUGUAGACAUGAAGGUUCAUGUGCCCUGUGAAACCCUCGAAUACAUUGAAGCCAACUAUGGUAAGACCUGGAAGAUUCCUGUAAAGACAUGGGACUGGAAGCGCUCUCCUCCCAAUGUGCAACCCAAUGGAAUCUGGCCUAUUUCUGAGUGGGAUGAGGUUAUCCAGUUAUAUUGAGAUAGUAGGUUGAAUGGGAGAAUUCCUCUCUUGGAAAAAAAGGCAGAUAACUGUUUAAAAACAUACAUGCCUAUUUGUCAAACAUAAAUGGGAACCAAAGAAAAGUGACAAGUUUGAAGACACAGAAAGGGUCGUCACUCCAGAGCCAUCUGAUUUAAUUCUUCCAUUUAGCACUUACUGAGGAAUUUUCAUGUGCCACAUACAAUGCUAGGCUACAAUGGAGAAGCCUAGAUUAAUGAGACAAAUACCUGCCUCUUUUAUUCCUACCUUUGGUAAACAACUUGAUUUUCCUUUGAGGGAACCCUCCCCCACCCUUUGAAGAGUUCAAGUUCUGUAAAACUUUUUAAAACAUUAAAUAAUGUUUGAACUGGAAGAUGAGCUCACCAGGCAAAGCUAAGGAAGGUUAUACUAGUUAAAAAGAAUAACCCAUUCCUAUUCUGGGCAUUUAAGCUGAUAUGUUAGUGCUACUUUUAAGAUUGUGGAGUUUGAGUUUAAUAUUCAAGUGAUCAGACUUUUGGUGGCAUCAAGAAAAGAUUACAUCAGAUUUAUUUUUCAACUAAUCUUAUGUGGAAUUGAAUUAGAGCAAAAAGGCAUUACUCUUUUAGGGAAGAUGAGAGCUUAUUUAUAUCAGAGCUUAUUUGUCAAGUUAAGUAAAUUUCUGUAUACAUACUGUUUUCAUAUUUGAAGUGAGAAGAAACUCUGUGCUUGUGUAAUGCUUAAAUUUCCAUCCAUUGUAAGAAAUUUUUCACUGACCUCUGAGGGCACUUGUUGACAAAUCAUUCAAGUUAGACCAUUCUACUAGACAUGAUUUUGAGAGUCCAUGAUUUCACAAAACUCACUUUUAUUUUAUUCUCAGUCACUCUCUUAGGUACAAAUAUGAGAAAUUCUUGUACAUUUUAUAUUUUCUGAAUGUAUAAUCCUUGCACUUCCAAUUUUAAUGAAACUAAUAUAUCAAUAAAAAUUUUAAAGUAUUCUAAUUUUUAAAA